UCCCCAGGACUUGCUUCCGCCAGCACUGAGCUCCUCCAAAGGGGGCCAGGGAACUCUGACCAGUACUACGCGCCUUUGCUCAGCUGUGGCAUCUUGGCUGUCUCAGUUGAUGGUCAGGAAUUAAGCUAUCACCUACCUGUGUCGCUCACAAUGGAAGAAAUGGAGAAAACAGAUAUCCAGCUACAAAGACCUAUAAAGACCGAGUGGAACCCCCAGUGUGUCCUGUUCACCUAUUUCCAAGGAGACAUCGGCAGCGUAGUGGACGAACACUUCUCCAGAGCUCUGAGCAAUGUCAGGAGCCCUCAGGGAUUGAGCCCCUUGAGCCAGGGCGCAGACGUGAUCCUGAGGAAUGAUAGUGACAUGCCUCCAAACCAGUGGCGUUUCUCGUCUCAGUGGACAAAGCCAGAGCCAGAGCCAGAGCCAGAGCUAGAGCCAGAAGCAUCUUUUGCAUAUGGUGCCACCAACUGCAACUUGAAUGGGCCUAGUCUCAUGACUAUGGAUCAGUACCCAGCGUCCCUGGCGGGGAGCCCCCCUGUUGAGUCUGACGAGCCAUGGCAUUACCCCUCCCUAGCCAGCCCCAGCUCUUCAGAGCCUGGCUACUCUCAGGCCUACUCCACUGGGCACAUGGUUCCAGAGCCCCAACCCAAUGGGAACUAUGAGCCCUUCUUAAGUCUCCUCCAGCAAGAUCGACACCUAGCCCAUCCUCAGGAGUCUGCAGUGUGGGAGGAUUGCAACUCUGCCCAGAUAGCCGGAAGCACAGGAUUGCUCUGCAGCUUGCCUCCCAGCUCAGCCCACUACAAGAAAAUAUAUUUCCCCCCAGAUGGUGGACCUGCCAGUGCCAACCUUGCAAGUGAAAAAAGCCAAUCUCCAGAGAGAAGAGAUGUGUUCUUUUAUUGAAACUCAGUCUGAAGAAGAGAAUUUUUUUUCCAAACCUGCUCAUGAUUUUCUACUGUGAAUCUAGAGGGCCUAGAGACUGCACCGCCUUUUUCUCUUUCCGUCACUAAAGAGCAUUGCGCCAGGAGCAAGUUGAUGUUCUCCCUAAAAUUCUACACAUUUCUUCCCUAGUACCUGUGCCCUAUGGCAGGAGUUUUUCAAACAUCAGUGACUCCUCAGCAUAUGAAAUGGUUAAAAGAGCAGUUCAGUGAUGGGAACUUUUAGAGGGCCCCCUGUUUGCUUAUCCCACCUUCCCUGUAUCUGCUGCCUCCCUACUUAGAAAUCAGUCCCCUCACCCCCUACCAGCAGAGUCUUUCAGACCGAGACUGACCGUGUGGUGUCCUAUGGGCUUGUCCUAGUUUGCCAACUGAAUGGAUGACAUACCAGCAAUGGCCUGAAGCUUUCUAGCCUGAGCCCAGACUGUGGCGGGCUGCACUCCUGCCUCCACCAAAAGCAAAAUGAGAACAGGGGUGGGCAAGAUCCACUGAGGAAGUUGAGGCUGGGCAUGUUCUGCCAGCAUCCUCAGAGUCUGGAAAGAAGCAGAAAAGGUUCAGAAGGGCUCUCAUGAAUGAAGUACUUUCGCUGGGAAUGUUUGAUUCUUCAGUUCUGAAAAAGGGAUUCCAAAUAGAGUUGCUGAGAAACCUGAGAGCUGACUUAUUGGAAGUUAGGGAACAGACUGCCCUGUCUCGAGCUGGGCCUAGACAGUUCUGUGCCAAGAGCAUCUCUUAGCUGUGGAUCCAACUGCUUUAUGCCCUCCCUUUGAGGAUGACUCUCGCAUCUGACCCCCUGCAGGUGUUUAUCUGGACCUCUACUGGCUUCUACAGACCAUGAAGCCUGCCCCUUAGUUCUUUCACUGUUAGUGACAUCUGGGAGCCAUUAGCUCUCUUUUUGGCACAGAGCCAUUAGGGCCACCCAAAUAGGUACCCACAGCAUCUUAGACAAAUUGGAGGUGAAAGACAAGGCUUAGUCCAAGACAUGGCAGCAGGACCUCCCUACAGAUUGUUCCAGAUAAAAUGACAAAUUUCUUCGAACUCCCUCAUGUCUCUAAUCUAGUAGAUAGCCUUGCAGUCAGCGUGAGCUUGGCAGGUAGCCUGUGACAACCUCAGAAUCCCCUGCUGGCAGUGUUGGCUGUCCACACAGCACCCCCUACUUGCUCCUGUGUAAUAGCUCGGAGGGUGAAUAAACAAUAAAACUACUUUUUUAGAUUA
This is a messenger RNA of Canis lupus familiaris (dog), 2141 nucleotides long. It is a transcript of the gene VGLL1, whose product is annotated as vestigial like family member 1. The transcript is spliced from 5 exons. Gene Ontology annotation, biological process: regulation of transcription by RNA polymerase II. Lineage: Eukaryota; Metazoa; Chordata; Mammalia; Carnivora; Canidae. The coding region runs from base 151 to 897 and encodes 248 amino acids. Gene Ontology annotation, cellular component: nucleus. The record is from RefSeq and is a predicted model, not a curated record.